AAGGCUUAGUCUUACACCAUACAACCCCUACUCUCCCUCUCCUCUCCCAAUCUCUAUCUCUCUCUCUCUCUAUCUAACUAUAUAUAUAUAUAUAUAUAUACAUCUAACUUCCUAACCAACAAUGGCUGUAGUAAUGGACCAGAACCAGCAGCAACAACAACCAUACAAGCAUUACUGCCGAAUAUGCAAGAAGGGCUUCGGCUGUGGUCGAGCACUUGGUGGCCAUAUGCGUGCUCAUGGUAUCACCGAUGAACCUACCAACCAUGCAGACACUGACGAUGACUCACCACCAGCCUGCAACGAUUGGGAUGAUGACAAUACCAAGCCCAACACCUAUAAGCGCAUGUACGCGCUCCGGGCCAAUCUCAACCGCCGCGUCUGCGAGAACUGCGGCAAAGAGUUCGUGUCUUGGAAGUCUUUCUUGGCUCACGGUCGGUGUAGCUCUGAUGAUGACAGUGAGGGUGAUUCUAUGGGGUCCAACGGGGAGGAGGAUCUUGUUGGGUGUGCGGCGUGGUCCAAGGGGAAGAGGUCUAGGAGGUGUAGAACCAGCGAGGAGGAGGAUCUCGCUAAUUGUCUUGUGAUGCUCUCGGCUGCGCGUGUCGAACCGAUACUCGUUGCUGAGGCUGAGGAGUCUUGCGCGUCGGCGAGCCGGGAAGAGGACGUUAACCGCGGUUUGAUACCCGUGUCACUAGGGGACAAGUGCAAGGCACCUGCAGCGCCGGCGGUGCCAACGGGUGUGUUCGAGUGCAAGGCCUGUAAAAAGGUCUUCAAUUCGCACCAAGCGCUUGGUGGCCACCGUGCGAGUCACAAGAAGGUUAAAGGAUGCUUUGCUGCGAAGCUUGAAGACCUGGAAGAGGCCACAGCGAGAGACGAAGAGGUUGUUAUUACUGCUACCAUUACCAAUGAGAACAGUAAUUUUGGUAAUGAUGCAAUGGCAAUGGCAAUGUCUGUUGUACCUUUGGAUCAACACGAGCCGUUGAGGAAGAAGUCUAAGGUGCAUGAGUGUUCCAUUUGUCACCGGGUGUUCGCUUCCGGGCAGGCGCUGGGUGGGCAUAAGCGAUGCCAUUGGAUCACGUCCAAUGCGGGGGAUUCGAAACCGCAUGCCACCGUGCCGGCCAGCUCUCAGCUGCAACUUAGCCCAAUGUUCGACAGCUCUAAACCUCUUGAUCUCAAUGUCCCAGCCUCUGCGGAUGAGACCAUUGGAAGCCCGUUGAGGCUGGAAGUGCCAGCAGCUGCCUAUGUGCAAGCAAUGGUGGAUCAAAGAAACAAUAACAUUAAUGAGAGUUCUAAUCACUUAACUGUGGAUCAUGAUGAAUCCUAUAGUAAGGUAAAGCUAGCAAAGCUGAGUGAACUGAAGGAUAUCAACAUGGGUGGUGAAUCUGCUCCAUGGCUGCAGGUUGGGAUUGGAUCAUCUACAAACGAGAAGUAAGAAGGUUAUCACUGGGACACAAGCGUCACUAGCUUUAAUUGAGUGUGUGCUGGGUUUGUUGGAUGUUCUUUGCUUGCUUCGCAGCUCACGGAGUGUUGCAUCGUGCACGCUAUUCCUAUUCUUUGCCACUGCCUUUCAGCAUGUUGAAUUUGGAACCCACCAAGCAGUUGGACAGUCUCUAAGGAUGACCCUUUUGCUUGUUUAUCUAAAUCUUUCUAAUGGCACCUUCUCACAACAAGCAUGCUGUAGCUAUAGAUAACCCAUGGGGCCCCAUUCUUUUCAUCUGCUCAAUUCCUUGUUUGGUGGAGGAGAUGUUCAAGUAUUCUUUUCUCUUGUGACUUCCAUAUCAUCAUCUUAUUCCUGAAUUGAUAUGAAUUGAUAUGAAUUGACAUAAUCCACCGUGCACUUGCUCAACUAUCACUGUAUCAGAAACUUAGUUCCAGUACUCUUCAAUAUUUUUCUCCUCGGAAUACUACAUUUUACUGCAGAAAUCCAUAAUUUGUACUGCAGAUGGAUAAAAGACCGUUCUAGUCUUUUUCUAAUGGAGAGCUAGUCUGCUUGGUAAUCAGGAUUUCUUCCCUAAAGUUGUAGUCUUUUCUAUGUUUAUCUUAAAUAAUUGGGGCCAUGCUGCCUUUUAUCAGUUUGUGUUGCUGAAGGAGCUGCUUUUGGGUAUGCUUCCAGAAAAACUCAG
Dioscorea cayenensis subsp. rotundata (Guinea yam) is the source of this 2120-nucleotide messenger RNA. Its product is annotated as zinc finger protein ZAT4-like. NCBI's taxonomy places the organism in Eukaryota, Viridiplantae, Streptophyta, Magnoliopsida, Dioscoreales, Dioscoreaceae. The transcript has 2 exons. The coding region runs from base 122 to 1429 and encodes 435 amino acids. The record is from RefSeq and is a predicted model, not a curated record.